UGGUGCUAAGUGAUCAAACAUGGGGGACAUGGUGAAGAAGGACUUGGAGGAUCAAACUGUAUUGCCGUUGGAAAAUGAAUGUACCAGAAACAUGGGAGAAUUUGUGGACGUUUCUCUGAAUGAAAGGGUUAAAUUUAAUGACACAGGCUUAUCCAUGGUCCUACAGAAUGGCUUGGAGAAUCUCCGUCUAGAAAACUCUCUCACAGACGUUACCCUGCGUGUUGGCAGCAUGCAUUUUUCGUGCCACCGUGUGGUACUUGCAGCAGCAAGCAAUUAUUUUAGGGCAAUGUUUUGCAAUGACUUAAAAGAAAAGUAUGAAGAAAAAAUAGUUAUUAAGGGAGUUGAUGCAGAAAUAAUGCAGAUUCUUUUGGAUUAUACAUAUACCAGUAAAGUGCUGAUUACCAAGGAAAAUGUGCAGAAAGUUCUUGAAGCUGCCAGCCUUUUUCAGUUUUUGCGCAUGGUAGAAGCUUGUUCCAGUUUCCUUAAAGAAGCUUUACACCCAGAAAACUGUGUUGGGAUUCUCAGGCUGGCCGAUGCUCAUUCCCUUGAUACAUUGAAGCAGCAAGUCGAGAAUUAUAUUGUGCAGAAUUUUACACAAGUGGUGAAUUACGAUGAGGUCUGUGAGUUGCCUGCAGACAUUUUGAAUAGCAUGCUAAAAAGUGAUGACCUCUGUGUCACUGAAGAAGCUCAAGUAUUUCAGAUAGUUAUGAAGUGGGUGCGUUACAAAAUAGCGGACAGGCUCCCACUCCUCCCAUUUAUCCUGGAGAGUGUGCGUUUACCUCUUCUGGAUCCUUGGUAUUUUGUAGACACUGUUGAAGCAGAUCCACUCAUCAGACAAUGUCCUGAUGUCUUUCCUCUGCUUCAGGAAGCCAGAAUGUAUCAUCUAUCAGGAAAUGAGAUGAUUUCAGGAAGAACAAAGCCCAGAAUGCAUGAAUUCCAGUCCGAGGUUUUUAUGAUCAUAGGUGGUUGCACAAAGGAUGAAAAAUUUGUAUCAGAAGUAACUUGCCUUGAUCCUUUGAGACGCAGUCGUUUGGAAGUGGCAAAACUGCCAAACACAGAACAAGAAUUAGAAAGUGAGAAUAAAAAGUGGGUGGAAUUUGCUUGUAUUACACUAGGAAAUGAAGUCUACAUAUCAGGAGGAAAAGAAACACAACAUGAAGUCUGGAAGUAUAAUUCAUCUAUCAACAAAUGGAUCCAAAUUGAAUAUUUGAAUGUUGGAAGAUGGAGGCACAAAAUGGCUGUUUUGGGUGGCAAAGUAUAUGUGCUUGGUGGUUUUGAUGGCGUACAAAGACUUAACAGUGUGGAGAUUUAUGAUUCCUUUCACAACUGUUGGUCUGAGGGAACUCCUCUCAUGAUCAGUGUGAGCUCAUUUGGAGUAGCCAGUUACAAAAAGAAACUCUACGUGAUUGGAGGAGGACCCAAUGGAAAGUUGGCUACUGACAAUACACAGUGUUAUGAUCCAACAACAAACAACUGGUGCUUAAAAACACCUAUGCCUGUUGAAGCAAAGUGUAUCAAUGCUACAACUUUUCGUGACCACAUCUAUGUUGUCGGUGGGGCAAUGAAAGCAGUCUAUUCUUACAGUCCACUCACAGAUAUAUGGUGCCUUGUGACUCAGUUAAACCAUGAAUGUGCUAGUUGUGGGAUUGCUCCUUGCAACGACAAACUGUUCAUUACUGGAGGACGGGAUGAGAAGAAUGAUGUCAUCGCCACAGUGCUGUGUUGGGAUGCUGAGACCCAGAAAUUGACAGAGGAGUGUAUUCUCCCACGUGGGGUCUCGCAUCAUGGGAGUGUCACCCUGAGGAAAUCAUAUACAUACAUCCGUAAGGUAGUGCCUGGCGCAAUCUCAGUCUAACUUUGAAGGAAGAUUCAAGAUAAAUGAAGAAUAAGUGCUCGUGAAAUACCUCAUUUUCCCAAAAGUUAUAAAGAGACUAUUGGGAUGGAACAAUCAUGCUGGUGUAGCAUAUUUUCUCAGUUUUCUUCUAUACAUGCUAAAUUGUCAAAUGGGAUAUGGGAAAGACAUACGCAUUGGGGUAUGAAUUCAUUUGUACUCCAC
This is a messenger RNA of Thamnophis sirtalis, 2056 nucleotides long. RefSeq names its product kelch like family member 6 (gene KLHL6). The record is from RefSeq and is a predicted model, not a curated record. NCBI's taxonomy places the organism in Eukaryota, Metazoa, Chordata, Lepidosauria, Squamata, Natricidae. Gene Ontology annotation, biological process: germinal center formation; B cell receptor signaling pathway. Gene Ontology annotation, molecular function: protein binding.